This is a messenger RNA of Trichomycterus rosablanca, 1429 nucleotides long. RefSeq names its product snail family zinc finger 3 (gene snai3). NCBI's taxonomy places the organism in Eukaryota, Metazoa, Chordata, Actinopteri, Siluriformes, Trichomycteridae. The coding region runs from base 290 to 1174 and encodes 294 amino acids. Gene Ontology annotation, molecular function: DNA-binding transcription factor activity, RNA polymerase II-specific; RNA polymerase II cis-regulatory region sequence-specific DNA binding. The transcript has 5 exons. The record is from RefSeq and is a predicted model, not a curated record. Gene Ontology annotation, biological process: regulation of DNA-templated transcription.
AGAGUGGAAAUGUAGCCGAAACCUCGUGAUAGAUUGGCGUCUUGUCUGCUGUGUGUUGAUGCGUUGUGCCCAGUGAUUCCAGGGAAACUAGACCCACCACAACCCUGACCAGGAUGAUGAAAUAUUUCAAGUUUGCUGAGAGUUGUGUUGACGCUAUGUGGCCGCUAGGGACAUCCGGGCACCUGACCUGACCUGACCUGACCAAGUCUGAUGCCCUUCUCAGGCUCCUCACAGAAAGCCUUCAAGCAUCAACUAGACUUAUUUAAACCUGCCGUCUCUGUCCCCGGGCAUGAAGUCUUAUUCUCCGUCUAACACUGGCAGACCAAGCGAGGACGCAGAUACGAUUGUGUCAAGUAUUAAAAUGCCCCGAUCUUUUCUUGUGAAGAAACACCUGAGCCACAAGAAACCCAACUACGGCACUCUGGAUUCACAAAAAUGUGAUGUUCAAGCACAGGUGAUCCCUAUGCAGUUGUUCUACCCACUGCACACCUUUUCCCAUCCAGAAGAACAUUGUCCUUUAUCUGAGCCACGUCUCGUGAACUCUCUUCAUACAACAACCGAGCCCCGAGCUCCUCGGGAACAAAGCCCGGCCGCUGAGGGCCACACGUUCCCUCAACCAGUGAGUCGAGACCCCCUCGGUCACGCCAACGCAGCAUCACGUACCGACACGAGACCAGCGCCGGAGGGCAUGUCCGAGGUGACGGCGUCCCUGUUCGGACUCUCCUCCUCCGGCAGCAUCCAGGAGCACUUUGAGUGCUUGGACUGCCACAAAGCGUAUUUCACUUUCUCAGGCCUGGCUAAACACAGACAGCUGCAGUGUGACUGGCCUUGUCCGAAGUACUUCAGCUGUAAAUACUGUGAUAAGGAGUACAGCAGCCUGGGCGCUCUGAAGAUGCACAUCCGCACUCACACUUUACCCUGCGUGUGUAAACUGUGCGGUAAAGCUUUCUCCAGGCCCUGGCUGCUCCAGGGACACAUCCGCACACACACGGGUGAGAAGCCGUUUUCAUGCUCCCUCUGCAGCAGGGCAUUUGCAGACCGCUCGAACCUGCGCGCUCAUCUUCAAACACACUCGGACAUUAAAAAAUAUCAGUGCAGGAACUGCUCAAAAACAUUUUCCAGAAUCUCACUGCUGUCCAAACACGAGGAGACUGGCUGCUGCUCCACGUCCUGAUCCGUCACACUGCUGUCCACUGCUCUGGGAAAUCUGCACAUCUUGUAGUUGCACUGUAACCUGUUUUUGAGGCACUGUUGAGAUUUAGAUUUGUACAUAAUUUACAGACUGAAGGAACUUUUGUUCUCUCAUGUAAGUGUUGCAUGCUGCGUGAGUGCUUGGAGUCUUACAAUGUUGUUGAGUAAAUGUGCUGAAUCUUCUGGUUAAGAUUUUAUGUUUUGAGCACCUUUUUUUAUAAAACGAAUAAAGUUCAUA